Molecule: messenger RNA, 549 nt
Organism: Colletotrichum lupini
Lineage: Eukaryota; Fungi; Ascomycota; Sordariomycetes; Glomerellales; Glomerellaceae
Exons: 4
Coding region: 1-549 (182 amino acids)
Source: RefSeq, a predicted model, not a curated record
AUGCGUCUUACCUUGGCUGUUUUAUAUCGCCGCUUUUCGUCCCUGGCAAGGGUGAGUGAAGUCUACGCUCACUUCGAGUGCAUGUUGCAAAUGGGAGCACUCCUCGAUUCAUCAUCCAACCUCCCGAGUUGCUUGUCUCUUUACGUCUCUUAUUCACACACACACAUCGCCUCCUCGUCCAAGUUUCGUCAUCUCAUGAUAAUCACAUCCAUCCAAACGUGCUUCGCCAAAAUGCACAAGGAGCCUGAAUUUACCGGCUCUUUCGAGUGUUUCUUCACCCGGGAGACCCCCGCCAACGCCUUUGCCUUGCCGUGCCGUGCCGUGAUGAUGAUGCCAUGUCCUGUCGAAUUACCGCAGGGCCGGGUAUUCGUUGCCUCCCAAAACUCGUGUCCCCCCGUCCAGGUACCAGGUUUCUUCAAUUCCGACAGUUGCGCCGGCUCAGUCGACCUUGUCACGGGGCCACAGCUUUGCAAAAUCUGUGACUGGAAAGCAGAAGCAAGUAUGCAACCAACCAGCCCUAUCAGAUAUAAGCUUGCUGUUACGGGGUAG